AGUUGCCCGAAGCGGUUUACGAAAUGAGUCUCAGCUUUCUGCUGAAAACCUUCCAUGGCUAUGGCCUGGGCAUGGGCCUGCUGCCGGCACCACUGCGCCUGGACCUGGACUGCAUUCAGUUCAGUAAGCGAUCGCAUCAACGUCGCUGCUACCUCGCAUACACGGCCUGUCUGAAUGUGCUGCUCAUUGUGCUGCUGCCCUUCACUUUUCCGGAGUUUAUGUACGAUGAGAGCUACAUGAGUGACAGGCUGCUGCUGCAGUGGGCGUGGAAUCUGACGAACGUUACACGGAUAAUGGCGAUGCUUUCCUGCGGCUAUCUGACGUGGACGAAGAGGAAACCGCUGCUGCAGUUGGGCGAGCGCUUGGCGAGGCAUUACCACAGAUGCCGCCGACUGGAGAGCGGCGCAUUGCGUGCCUCGUGCUACAUAGCGCUCCAGAGAAGGAUUCGCGGUCUGCUGCGUCAGCAAUUGUUUGUCCUGAGUCUCAGCACAGUGUCCGCCACGCUACUGCUGAUGCGCAUCGAUACGGAUUCCAAGUUCAGCAAUCUCACUAUGGUGGUCGUCCACAUUAUGCAGUACGUGUACGUGGUCAUCAUGAUGACCGGGCUGUAUGUCAUCUGUUUGCUCCUCUACUGGCAGAUGGAGCGCGUGAAUCUUGCCCUGAAGGAUCUCUGCUCGCGACUGCACCACGAGGAGCGCAACGCACUGCUGCUGUCCGCUUCGCUGGCCAGGCACACGCUCCACACCUUGGAGCAUCUCUUCCAGCUGCACUGCGAGGGCCAGCGAUUGAUGCGGAGUCUGUUUAGCAUCUUUGAUGUGACCAUUGCCUUUCUGAUGCUCAAAAUGUUUGUUACAAAUGUGAACUUGAUGUAUCAUGCCGUACAGUUUGGCAACGACUCCGUGGCGACCAGCGGCGUCACCAAGCUGUGGGGCGAGUCGGUGAUUCUCACCCACUACUGGAGUGCGGUGCUCCUGAUGAACCUGGUCGAUGAUCUGACGCGGCGAAGUGGCUUCGAAACAGGGGAAAUUCUGCGUCAAUUUAGCGAUCUGGAGCUGGUCAAAAGAGAUUUUCAAUUGGAGUUGGAGCGCUUCUCUGAUCACUUGCGUUGCCAUUCCACGGCUUACAAAUGCUGCGGCCUUUUUGUGUUCAACAAGCCAUCGAGCAUGAUUUACUUUUUUUCAGCGCUGGUAAACGUUUUGGUGCUUUGUCAAUUUGAUUUGUAAAACAGCGUCUUGGAAAUUUCUGGAACAAUAAAAGCGCGGCAGCAACUCAGCUGUUAACACCUCCUGCAGGCAAAAGCGAG
Messenger RNA from Drosophila subobscura, 1303 nucleotides. It is a transcript of the gene Gr58a, whose product is annotated as putative gustatory receptor 58a. NCBI's taxonomy places the organism in Eukaryota, Metazoa, Arthropoda, Insecta, Diptera, Drosophilidae. The transcript has 2 exons. Gene Ontology annotation, biological process: sensory perception of taste. Gene Ontology annotation, cellular component: membrane; axon; neuronal cell body. The record is from RefSeq and is a predicted model, not a curated record. Bases 24 to 1223 code for a protein of 399 amino acids. Gene Ontology annotation, molecular function: sweet taste receptor activity.